AUGCCCUCCCGCGACUUCGCUCCGCCGACUCCCCAUAACCGCCAUAGUUCGGCAUCAGACUUCAACAACUUUACGCGACCAAAGAAGCUCAUCGUCUGUUGCGAUGGAACAUGGAUGGACAGCGACAAUGGCUACGUCAAAGGCAGCUGGGGUCAGCCCGGCCGGAUGCAGACCCCAUCGAAUGUCACUCGGAUUGCGAGAGCAAUCAGCGCCGAGGAUGACUCGAAACACGCGCAGAUAGUGUACUAUCAAUCUGGCAUAGGCACCGGUAUUGGACUCACCAACCAUGUCCUGGGUGGUGGCACGGGAAUUGGACUAGAGGAGAAUAUCCGGGAAGCCUACUCUUUCCUCGCAAGCAACUACCGUGAGAAAGACCAUGACAUGCCCGGCGUGCCACCAGAUUCCAUCUUCUUGGUGGGCUUUUCACGGGGAGCGUACACCGCCAGAAGCAUAGGUGGACUGCUGGGAGCCAUCGGCUUGUUGAAGAAGCCAGCAAUGUCGCACUUCUACGAGAUCUUCUCGGACUGGAUGCAUGCCGGUGACAGCAGUUACACGCCCUUGUUCUUCGACAGCUACUUCCGGACGCACAAGGAUGUCAAGGCAUGCGGACCGGCUGUCGAACUAGCCCGAGACAAGCACAGAAUCGACGACUACUUGGACGAAUACCUCAAGGUGCUGCUCGCUAUGGACCUCACCCAGGAAGUGCAGAUAAGGUGCAUCGGAGUAUGGGAUACUGUGGGUGCUUUGGGUGUCCCCGUCAAUCCUCUGGUGCAGCAACUUGUCCCCUUCUUACCAGGAUUUCUCCGGGGCUACAGGUGGUUUGAUACUAGAUUGGACAAGCACAUCGACAACGCUUUCCAGGCGCUAGCGUUGGAUGAGCGAAGAUUCCCGUUCACGCCAACGCUGUGGGAAAAGCGAAGCGGAUCGCGAACUAACCUCAAGCAAGUUUGGUUCCCGGGAUCUCAUUCCAACGUCGGCGGCUCAUACUCGGACACGGGCAUCGCAGACAUCACCCUCGCUUGGAUGAUGGAUCAGCUGUCCGGCAACACAAGCAAGCAUCCUCAUGGAUACGUCGCACGAGACUGGAUCAAGUUCGACGACGACUACCUCUGGACCUCUGUCGGCUCCGAAGAUCCCGACACCAGUCCAGCUCAUGGCCCGUAUCGCGGCUGGAGCAAAGGCAAGGUCUACGAUACUGUGUACUUUCCAAUGUCCUUGACGGGCACCACGGUCCGCGCACCGGCUCGCUACCACGGCACAUUCUGGGAGACUGGUAAACCAGACGGCAAGCGCCUGCUCGAAAGCACACAAGAACAUGUCCAUUCCUCCGUCCGCGCACGCAUCGAUCUUGGCGGCCGCGGGAUCGAGCCAGACUGGAACCAAGUCUUCCCCAACGGCCUGGGCAUCACGCCCUGGCUGGUGCUCGCCUGGCGCAAGCUCACCGGGCGGCCUCCGAAGCCUUACCAACCGCAGCGGAAAGGUGGCCCGCUGCACGGCUGGCGGUUGGAAGAUGGCCAUGUGUCGCACAGAGAGCCGAAUUGGGACAUCGACAUGAGUCCCGUGGAGUCGAGGAAAAUUAGCUGGGUAUAUGAGGGCGAGGACCAGAGUUGCACGCGGACGAUGCUGGAGGAUAAGUUGGGGCCGUAUGAGUUGAAGCUUUUGCAGAGGGAUCAGAAGUUUGCGGAGCAGAUUAUGGUGAGCAAUGAUGAAUGGCGAUGGACGGUCAAGGAGACCGGGAGGCCGCCGAAGCGUGGGCAUACUUUCUGA
Saxophila tyrrhenica is the source of this 1767-nucleotide messenger RNA. RefSeq lists its product as uncharacterized. The coding region runs from base 1 to 1767 and encodes 588 amino acids. NCBI's taxonomy places the organism in Eukaryota, Fungi, Ascomycota, Dothideomycetes, Mycosphaerellales, Extremaceae. The record is from RefSeq and is a predicted model, not a curated record. The transcript has 3 exons.